Vitrella brassicaformis is the source of this 832-nucleotide messenger RNA. Lineage: Eukaryota; Vitrellaceae. The record is from the annotation of a GenBank genome assembly.
AAGGACCACAGCGAGAUGCAAAGGAGUUCUGAUGACAUUGUGGAGCCUUCUGCGCCGGAGGAGUCAGAUGUCUUCUUUUUUGGCCGCAUCGGACCACGCAAGGCUGACAUCCUGAGCGAGAACCGCGAGAAAUACGGCAAGAGGCACCGGCGUCCGAAUGGAGCACCACAAGCUGAUCGCAGAGCAGCGGGGGUUGGUGCUCGCGAGCCGCUCCCUCACAGCACCAAAAGGGUCGGCAGAGAGGCGAUUGACAAGGCACUCAGGACCACUUGCUGCUCCCGCGAGUGUAUGAAGCAGUUCAAGUACGAUGACCUGUACAAGCUGAGGAGCUCUGUCAACGACUUCUCUUGGACAGACCGCCACACGACUCUGCGUGACGACCUGACGGACAACAUGGUGAGGAGAAAUGGCCUCAGAGAGCCUUUGUGUCGUGUUGAGUGCAGCCUGGUUGGUGUAUGCAGGUAUGCAGUGGUUCUUUCAUCCAGCCCCGGUUCGAGUACCACGUCGCCGGCAAGCCGUGUUGUUCCGUAGCGUAUCGCGCUGCAUACGGCAUUGGCGCCUCCACACUCCAAUCCGCACGCGAGAACGCGCGAGAGGGACUGGAGCCCGUCAACAUGAGAGCACUACAACGCGACCGUGGGCAGAUGGCACGUAUGUGCGCUGCCAUUUGCGCGUAUGCUGAUCUCAUUGGAGAGACCCAGCCCGACAAAAACGAGGUGUGCUGUCUAUCUUGCAGUGCAUUUCUCUCUUGCAAUGCAUCUGUGUCUUUCGCACCCUGUUCUGAACUCAGAUACACAUGCCGUUUCCCUGUCGGUGUCUGUUUUUCAAGUGA